AUGCGAUGCGCGAGCAAGGCCGCCGAGAGCGCGUCUGCACGUCUCUGUGCGGACGCCGAAGCAGAAACAACAGCAACUGAUGUCCCAUCGGUUGCUGAAGCAACUCAGCCUGUGUCACCUGGUGAUGCAGGCGCUGGUCAUGAAGACACUCGUGUCUUCACAGAGUACGAGCUCGGUGUCUCGUACUCUCCUGAUACGGAUGACGGAUCCGUAUCGACGGCAAUUGAAUCCAAGCCGCCUGCCAAGCGUGGCAUGGACGAUGCUUUGCGUCGCAGCAUCUUUGGUUCAUCUGAUUCAUCAGAUGAACCAUCGCCGAAGCGAAGGCGCUCGAGGUCGCUAGACUCGGGCGCUAAUAGUGGUGUCGGUUCUCCAAUGGACACCACUUCAUAG
Messenger RNA from Peronospora matthiolae, 390 nucleotides. The record is from the annotation of a GenBank genome assembly. Lineage: Eukaryota; Oomycota; Peronosporomycetes; Peronosporales; Peronosporaceae.